GAGAGGAAGAGAGGCCUGGAAAAGACCAGCCUGACCUUAUCUUUCUUUCGAUAUUACCCUUUCUUCUUCGUCUUCCACCCCUCGUAAUCGUCUCUCUUUCUCUCUCUCGCGCGCGCGCGUCACGUAUAAAUUUUUUUAGACUUCUUGAAACAUGAACGAGAAGGCGCACGUUUCCAAGGAACUCAAUGAGAAACAUCGGAAGAUUCUGGAAGGUCUUCUGAAAAAUCCGGAGAAUAAGGAAUGUGCUGACUGCAAAUCCAAAGGUCCGAGAUGGGCUAGUGUGAAUUUAGGGAUCUUUAUAUGCAUGCAAUGUUCUGGGAUCCACAGAAGUCUCGGUGUACACAUAUCAAAGGUUCGAUCUGCUACCCUGGACACAUGGCUCCCUGAGCAGGUUGCUUUUAUUCAAUCAAUGGGAAACGAGAAGGCAAACAGUUACUGGGAAGCUGAAUUGCCCCCUAAUUACGACAGAGUUGGAAUUGAGAACUUCAUCCGUGCAAAGUAUGAGGAAAAGCGAUGGGUUCCUAGAAAUCAGAGAUCCAAAUCACAACCUAGAAUGUUUGACGAAAGAGCUCCUUCAUAUGGGCCGGGACCAAUGGAAAAAAGUGGUCAUCAGCGUGUUAAUAGUUCUGAUAAUUCAUUUGAGGAAAGGACCAUUCAAGCAUCUAGCAGAAACGAAAAUCUUCCUGCUACAAGAAUUAGUCUUCCUGUUCCUCGCAAGGGACUGAAUUCGGUUGCACCUGUCCGGGGACCAGAAACGGUCGUUGUGGCACCAGCUGGGGCAACAACAACUCCUUCCACUGUUAUACCUCCUAAAUUUGAAUGUGCUACAGACCUUUUCAACAUGAUAUCCAUUGAUGAUGCUCCAAGUGAAAAUGCUUCUGGUUCUGGGGCAGCAUCUACUGAUGAUAUUGAUUGGGCAGGUUUCCAGUCUGCUGGAAACACUUCUGCAACUGACAAAAAUGAUCUACCACAAGCUGGUGAGAAGAAUGCCCAGACUGCUACUGGAAUUGAGAAUUUAUUUGAUGAUUCACCUCCAACAACAACCAACCAAGUCCCAGAGAAGCCACAAAAAGAUGUCAAAAAUGAUAUUAUGAGCCUUUUCGAUAAGUCCAAUACAUUGCAGCCUUAUGCAAUGCAUCAUCAACAACAACUAGCAUUGCUAGCACAUCAACAGUCCCUUCUGAUGGCUGCUGCAGCUAAAUCUGCUCCUAUAAAUACUCAACAGUCACCAUCCAACGGCGCAAUCAUACCCUCUCAACAACAGCUAGCUUUGCUAGCACAGCAACAAUCUCUUCUCAUAGCUGCUGCAGCUAAAGGUGCUCCUGGAAAUUCUCAGCAUGCUCCGUCUACCACCACAAGCAUACCCACUCAACAACAACUAGCUUUGUUAGCACAUCAACAGUCCCUUCUCAUGGCUGCUCCUGAAAAUACGCAACAGCUUCCAUCCACCGGCUCAAGUAUACACAGUCAAGCUUGGCCAAACAUUGGCUAUCAAAUACCCGGAAUUAUGAUGCCAGUUGGUGCACAGGCUGAUUUGCAGAAACUUUCGCAGACAAUGCAAUCGGGACAGACACAACAAGUGGGAAACAAUGUUGCAUCAUCCAGCUUUUAUGCAUUGGGGCAAGUUACCCCAGCAAGUGGUGCUGCCACUAAUGGAGCGAGCAAGCCUCAAUCCGCCUCCCCGGUGUCAUCGAUGAAUUAUUCACACACUGGAAAGGAUUAUGAUUUUUCAUCAUUGACACAAGGGUUGUUCACAAAACGCUGAGUUGAGACAACCAGGUGAUGAUUGUUUGCUUCCCGCAUACUAAA
Hibiscus syriacus is the source of this 1809-nucleotide messenger RNA. RefSeq names its product ADP-ribosylation factor GTPase-activating protein AGD5-like. The record is from RefSeq and is a predicted model, not a curated record. The transcript has 11 exons. Gene Ontology annotation, molecular function: GTPase activator activity. NCBI's taxonomy places the organism in Eukaryota, Viridiplantae, Streptophyta, Magnoliopsida, Malvales, Malvaceae. Bases 152 to 1765 code for a protein of 537 amino acids.